AUGAUUUCUGAGCCAAACGUGGACGCCCUCAAGGCCGAAGCCCUUGCGCUCAAUGAAAAGCGUGGGGAACUUCAACGGCAGGUCCAGGAGGCCCUGGAUUUCCUCGACUCGACCCCGGCCGGACGGAGCGGGCUGCUGGUCGACCCAGAGGGCUUUCCGCGGGAUGACUGCGACCUCUACGCCGUCAGCCGCGCGCGGAAUGUCGUGAGCUGCGGUCGGAAUGACCUCCGCGCGGUCGAGGAGCGGCUUUAUGUCAUUCUUGGGGACCUUCACGAGGCCACGAAGGUGGAAGCCGCCGCGCGGAUGGCCGCGGACGAUCCGGGGCUCCUCGCCAGCCGCGCAGAGGGAAAGGAGCUCGAGCGACGGCUCGCCGAGGCCUGCAAAAUCGGGAGUAUGCCGGGUAUUUUUCACGUGAUUUCCGUUGAAGGGGGUUGCCCCGCCGCGGAGGGGGGACUGCGCCCCCAAGAUACGAUCCUCCAGUUCGGUGAGUUGAACGCGGAGACCAUCCAAGGGAGGGAUGAAGAAGGAAGAGGGCUUCGGGCGUUGGCCGAGAUUACUCAAGAGUGGGAGGGAAGGCUGCUGUCGGUAUGGGUGCGUUCAGAAGAUGAGGCGGAGCCACGGGAGAUCUUUGUGGUUCCCCAGCGGUGGUCUGGGACUGGACUGCUGGGCUGCACUUUGAGUCCCUUCUAA
Phytomonas sp. Hart1 is the source of this 690-nucleotide messenger RNA. The record is from the annotation of a GenBank genome assembly. Lineage: Eukaryota; Euglenozoa; Kinetoplastea; Trypanosomatida; Trypanosomatidae.